Panicum hallii is the source of this 716-nucleotide messenger RNA. RefSeq names its product 26.7 kDa heat shock protein, chloroplastic-like. The coding region runs from base 47 to 583 and encodes 178 amino acids. Gene Ontology annotation, biological process: response to heat. The transcript has 2 exons. Lineage: Eukaryota; Viridiplantae; Streptophyta; Magnoliopsida; Poales; Poaceae. The record is from RefSeq and is a predicted model, not a curated record.
CCAGAGAAGUAAGCUAGUCACUAGUGAAAUUAUUGAACUGGAAAAAAUGUCGACAGUUACUUCUCACACCCUACUGAGCCGGCCGGCAAGAUCUUCAGCUGGUUUAUCCUUUGGUUGUGUGAAACCAGCAGUGGUAGGCCUCCCUUGUGCCUCUGCUGGGAAGAACAGGCCUCGUUCCAUCUGUUACUCUGUGGAUACCAAGAGCACCGACCAUCAAUUUAACAUCUCACCUGUCGCCCUUGUGCAUCCAUACAUGCCGCCCACGUCGACCCCGCGAUGGGAGAUCAAGGAUGACAGCAAGAAUGUCAAGCUGACAUUAUUCAACAUGCCGGAGGGUGCCAUGCCGGGCGAUUUCCAGGUCGCCAUUGAGGACGACGUACUCGUGAUCAAGACAAAGCCUAAGCUGCCAGUGGAGCAGCAAGCAGUACCCGACGGCAGCAUCUCGUUCCACAUCCGGCUGCUGGUGCCCAAGGGGUAUGACAAGGAAAACGUCCGCGCCGAACUCCAGCUCCGGGCACUAGUCGUCACCAUCCCCAAGAUUAAUCCUGCGUUCACCAAGGAGGUUGCUAUCGACGGAAAAUAGGAAUGCAAGAACCCUGUUUUCUGGCAAUGAUGUCACGUCCAUUUUCAUUGCAACAGGUGUGUCAGUAUGUGGUUCAUCUAUUAUUAUGAGGCAGGUCGAUAAAUGAAAUAUCAGCAUGUUUCUGUUGCUGCAA